AUGGCCGACCUCAACUGUGAAACCACUGACGUGGUGAUAUGCGGCUGCGGACCCACGGGAGCCAUGCUGUCUGCGUAUUUGGGCCAGAUGGGAAUUCGCAAUAUCGUGUUAGAGAAAGAAGAAAACAUUACAACUGACCCAAGAGGUAUCGCGCUUGACGAAGAUGGGAUUCGUCUGCUGCAGGGUAUAGGGCUGUACCCGUCUAUCUAUAAAGAGAUUGGAACCUGUAUGUACACUUUCAAGUUCAUUGGAGGUACAGAUCCUGUUCUGGAUAAGAGGGCGUUUAUGGAAAUGGAUUACGGGACAACAGAAGGUGGAACAGGACAUGUAGGAUUUAUCUGCCACAAACAGCCUGCACUGGAGAAGAACCUACGGCAAGCAAUGGCCUCGUUUCCAUCUUGUGAACUACGUUCUGGCUGCUCGGUGACCGGCCUCUCCGAGGACGAGGAUGGUGUAAUAUGCCAGUAUCGCGAUCCCCAAGGAAUUGAGCACCGCAUUCGUACACGUUUUUUCGUUGGUGCCGAUGGAAAGACCGGAUUCACAAGAAAACAAUAUCUCGAGGCACGAGGGAUAACCAUGGACCAGGCCCACAGCGCCUUUUAUGAAGAGACAUGGGUAGCUCUAAACUGGAAAAUUGAUCUCCCCAACGAGAAAACCCACCCUACUUUUCCGCUUUGGAAAAUGGGAUACACACCUGAGCAGGUUUACGAGCUAUUUUUCCCACUAAAUUUCCGGUUCAUCUGCAAUCCCAACAGACCAUCUGUUUGUGGACGCUUUGGACUGCCGGCUGAUAGGCUGUGGCGCUUUGAGUUUGUGGUUUUGAAAGACGAGGAUGGUGACGAAAUGGCUGAACCGGAGAUGAUGAAGAGGGUAGUCUUUCCCUAUAUCACACAUUCGGGAAGUCGAUAUGGGAUAUCGCUUAUCCAGAAGACUGUAUCACGGUCCUUCGAUGCCGCCCAUUCCGGUUCUCAGCUCGCAGCUGCAACAGAUGGUCUAGCGGCCGCAUUAUUCUAUGUGGAGAUUCUGCACACGUAUUUCCUCCCUUCCAAUAUAGUCGGUGGUCAAGGCAUCGCCUCCGGCUUCCGCGACGCCGUCUCUCUAGCCUGGCGCCUUGCUCUCCUCUGUCGUGACACCACUUCAUCCAAGAGUUUACUUUCUCACGAGAAAGUCUUGGAAGCAUGGUACAUGGAACGCAAGCAACAGCUGGAAAAGUCCCUAGCAAGCACGAUCGAAAACGGACGGUUCGUGACAGAAGGAAACCCCGUGAAAAUCUUCCUGCGCAAUAUCUACCUGUGGAUUGUGCAACUAGUCCCCAGCUGGAGACAUGAUCUCCGACUUGGUCGGCGGAAAGAGGGUAUGGUGCGGUAUAAGCAUUCUGAUGGAAUGCCGUUUCUGCCUGAGCUCAAUGGGGGCUUGUCUCUUCCGCAGGUUUAUUGCACUGCUGUUAAUAAGGCAGAUGCUGAGAUCCGGUUUACGGAUGAUGUGAUCUUUGCAGCACAUAAAGAAUGCCUGUUUCAGCUUCUUGUCUAUGUGAAAACAUUAGAUGAAGUGGCGGAUGCGAAACAAGUCAUUUCUGACAUUGAUGAUAUAUCCCAUGGCGAGAUUCGAGCUUCUGAAGCGACAUUUCUGGUAGAGGAUCUCUCUUCUAUCUCCACGGAGAUAGAUGAUGAUGUGUUCCGGCUUGCUUCUGGCGACGAGUUUGCGCAGUCCCUGCUAUGUGAGGGACGGCCAGCGCCGCAGUUCUAUGACCCUUAUUCCCUUGGGAAGGAGCUAAAUGGGGCACGUUUUGUCAUUGUGCGUCCAGAUCGGUUUAUUUUCGCUGCUUGUAAUAGCAAAGAAGACCUAAGGCAAUUGGCCAGCCGUGUGGUCUCGUUUCUCCAGGGAUAA
Messenger RNA from Penicillium lagena, 1887 nucleotides. RefSeq lists its product as uncharacterized. The record is from RefSeq and is a predicted model, not a curated record. The transcript is spliced from 6 exons. NCBI's taxonomy places the organism in Eukaryota, Fungi, Ascomycota, Eurotiomycetes, Eurotiales, Aspergillaceae. Gene Ontology annotation, molecular function: FAD binding. The coding region runs from base 1 to 1887 and encodes 628 amino acids.